Messenger RNA from Rotaria sordida, 1050 nucleotides. Lineage: Eukaryota; Metazoa; Rotifera; Eurotatoria; Philodinida; Philodinidae. The record is from the annotation of a GenBank genome assembly.
AUGUCGAAUAAGUUGUUUAAUGAAUUAUUUACUACUCUCGAUUGUCUACAAGAAAUAUUGAAUCCAAACAGAAUACAUAUUUGUUAUUGUCUUGGUAGUACUGAUGCAAAUAAAUCAAGUUUAAUUAAUAGCAUUUGUGAAAAAGAAGUAUGCAAAGUUAGUAAUGAUCAAAUGGCUGAUGGAGAAAAUUUUCAAAUUUUACCAGUAGCAGAAGUAAACGCUACUUUCGUUGACAUAAUAGGAUUUGGUUCACAAACAGAUGACUCUUCUUUGGUAGAAAGACUCAAAGAACAAAUGCAAACAGUUUCGUUUCCUGAUGUUGUCAUUGUAGUUAUCACAAGAGAAGAAUUGAUAAAUACAAAAUCUCUGAAGAACACUAUGGAUAACGUCAAUAACGUUCUAAAUUGGAUGAAAAAAGAAUGUUACAAUACUGAGAUACCCGUUAUAUGUGUACUCAACAAAUUCGAUGAAUAUUUCAACAAUGAAUUACCUAACUCGGAUGCUGAUGUAAAAAAAGUCGAAAAAUAUACUAGAAAGACUUUACAAUUAGUAAAUAAAUAUUUGGUUAUUCCAACUACUAAAUGUAUUCCUGUAUCAGUUACGAAAAAUUAUGGCAUCAAUCAACUUCGAUUGAGUAUUAAUGCUGUAUCACCGCUCAAUGCACAAAUUAUUGAUAAAAAUCUUGAUUAUAUUAGCCAAUAUCGACGAUCAAUUGCCAAUAAAAUUAUAGCUGCUUUCUGUGCAGCUUCUGCAGCAGUAUCUUUUCUUCCCAUUGCCGAUAUUAUAAUUGUAUCUUUUUUUCAAGAAUGGAUGUAUCUGAUGUUGGUUUGUUUUUCAGUUGAUCCCAGUCGAACACCAGACUCGUUCAAAGCGGUAAAUCAUAUUCACCAAGGAUCAAGUUUAGCGAUUCAUACAGACACACUUUUUGUUGGGGGUGUAUUUCAAUUAAUUCGUGUCGGCUAUUUGAUCGAUUCAGGUAUUUGUGUAUUUGCAGGUGCAAUGUCAACAGCUACUGUUGGAUGGGCGUGUUAUUUUUACUUUGUUGACUAG